This is a messenger RNA of Aspergillus welwitschiae, 2976 nucleotides long. RefSeq names its product pyridoxal phosphate-dependent transferase. The coding region runs from base 1 to 2976 and encodes 991 amino acids. The record is from RefSeq and is a predicted model, not a curated record. The transcript has 10 exons. NCBI's taxonomy places the organism in Eukaryota, Fungi, Ascomycota, Eurotiomycetes, Eurotiales, Aspergillaceae.
AUGUCGGCCGGUAUUCCUGAGCAGCGUGAGCGCACUCACCAGAUUAUCAGUUCUUAUUUCAUCGGACCUAAGGCGGGAAACCUUCAAUACUUUCAGGAGAAUAUCGAAACCAUUCUUGAAGAACUGAAAGAUGCAAGACUAGCUUACUUUCCCAAUGAUAAGCCGUUCAUACCAGACGAUGUCAAAAACAAGGACCUAUACAAGUUGAUCGUGAAGAACUUCAGUGAGGUAGUGAAGAAGAUUGCCCACCUGAUGGGACAGCAGUCAAUUCCAUUCUGGUCUCCAAGAUAUGAAGGGCAUAUGUGCACCGACAUGACCAUGCCAGCUCUGCUGGGAUAUUUCAUGACUAUGCUUUACAACCCGAACAAUGUUACUCUGGAAGCAAGUCCCUUCACGACCUACGCGGAAAUCAAAGCCGGAGAGCAGCUUUGCGAAAUGUUUGGGUACGAUGUUGACCCCAAUGCUUCGCCUCGGGGAUGGGGCCACAUAACUGCUGAUGGGACAAUCGCCAAUCUGGAGUCUAUCUGGGUGGGAAAGCUGCAGUUCCUGGCGGGCAAGUUCACGAUCGAGAACUGCCAAGGUGAAUCCAAGGUUUUCGAUGAAAUGACCGCAUGGGAACUGUUGAACCUUCGGCCAGACACUGUACUUGGCAUCCCUCAGCGUCUAUACAAUCACCAUAAUAUCUCCAAUGAUUUCUUAGAUAAGGUAAUGGUGGAUUACAAUAUCCAAAACAUUAGUAAGAGCGAGCUGGAAGAGGAAUUUCUGGAGACAGAUGUUAUCAACGACGUGAAGUUUCCAUUCAGGUAUAUGGUAGGAAAGACUCGCCAUUACUCCUGGCCCAAGGGUGCCGCAAUCGCUGGUCUCGGCUCCGACUUCAUCUUCAAAACCUGUCUCGAUGAAAAACGACCCGUGUAUGGGGUUGUUGCUAUCAUGGGAUCAACAGAAGAGGGUGCCGUGGACAACCUGAAGGAGAUCGUGAAAAUGCGAGAUGAUUUCAAAAAGAUGGGAAUGUCAUUUUUGCUCCACGCCGAUGCGGCAUGGGGUGGAUAUUUCGCCACCAUGCUACCGAGAGGUAAAGAGCUAGAGCAACAGGCAGAAAACCUCAAGAGACAAACGACAUCCAAAGGUUUUGUUCCAUCUUUGACACUGAAGCAGAGGACGGCAGAAGAUCUCAGAGCUCUUAAAUAUGUGGACUCUAUUACAGUGGGCCCUCACAAAGCUGGUUAUGUACCAUAUCCAGCGGGCAGCUUGGUCUACCGGGACGGUCGAAUGAGGUUUCUGGUGACUUGGACCAGCCCUUACUUAUCUCAAGGAAAUGUAGACUCGAGUAUAGGAAUCUUUGGCGUUGAGGGAAGAUGGGUCAAUAAGCCAGGAGCCGCAGCCAUGUCAACGUGGCUCUCAAACAAGACUAUCGGACUUGACCAGUAUGGCUAUGGAGGGUCGCUUCUUGGAGAGGCGGCGUUUACUAGUGCUAGACUAUCAGCGUAUUGGGCCGCGAUCGGAGACGAAAAUGACACACCCGAUAGAAUGUUCAUCUGUGUCCCACUGAAUCGACCACCCGGAGAAAACGGAAAUGGCUACUUCUCUACAGAAGCCAGAAAGGAAAGAGAUCUCAUUCGAGAGAAGAUCCUAAGAAAGUCAAAUGACGAUAUUGCUGCAGCGGACGAGGAUGGAAAGCUGAUGGAAUUGCUCCGCGAGUUGGGAUCGGACUUGAACAUCAACGCCUUUGCUCUUAACUGGUUCGAUGAGCAUGGACGCCUAAACGAGGACCUAGAAGAAGCAAACAAUCUCAUGAAGAGGCAUGAGUUGUACGGCGAAUGCGCACAAGAAUUUAUGCACCGACUAGGGGUGAAGAAAAUGCCGGAGAGCCUAUUUGUAUUGCGAAACGUCGUCAUGAGCCCCUUCCCCACGGAUAUGAAAUUCAUCGAUGAGUUGAUGCGAGAGUUUAAGAAAGUGGUGAUGCAGGAGGUGAUCGUCAGUCGCGAACGCAACAAACGUGGCCGGCAGCAGGCCUCAUUCCUGAUGCAGGGUACCGACGAGGUAGAACAAGUCAUCGUGGCUGCCGAUAUAUGGCACAAGGACGAUUACGUGAGCUUGAAAAGAAGCGGGAAGUACAAGCAGAUAACGUUGGAGUCACAUCACAACAUUAAUCUCGAGAAAAAAAUAAAGAUGUUAGCAUGGAAAAGUUCAGGUUCACCGACAACAGAACAAGAUAAGAAAGAAAAUAAGGGUGAAGCUGAAGAUCACACUCUAGGCGAAGCAGAACCGGAGAUCCCAGAAGAAGAAACUCUCUCCCAUUACCCCCACUUCCAUGAUUCUUCGGACCGCCUGGAUCGUCGAUUGUUCUUCCUGGGACAUAUAUACGCGGAUGGUCACAGGAGAUUGUACACCGGUGUGACAUUGAAGAGACUUGUAAAGAGCCGACCUCUCAAUUUACAGCAUCGCGAUCAUGAUUACCCCCAAAGCUUCACACCUUUCUACCUAUACGGCACAGAAAAUCAAGCUCACAUCAGCCAUAUGAUGCUCCGAGCCCCCAACGCGUCGCUCACGGCGGACAAUGUACACUUCGAUCAAGCAACAAAAGACAAGAUCAAAGACAAGCUAGGCCAGGGGCUUAUUCUGGGCUUAACAGAUUACCCCGAAGCAGCCAUGCAGCCAAUUCAUGAACCCCUGCCUGAAGGAUUCCUUUUUCGCAAACACUCAACCGACCUGCGUGUGAAGGUGUGGGAGGAUCCGAAUAUGGCGUGGGCGGAGGGCCCAGGAUUGCUUUGUAACCUUGGUACGGCCAUUGCUGAAGGUACCAUGAGCUUGGGUAGUGAAGUGCAGGUGGAUGCAGAGACUGUCAACUAUGACCCUAAUGGGUCGGUGCCUCCUGACCCUAGCGGCUGGCAGCAAGAGUUUGAUGCGAUUGGAAGCGUAUUGAACACGAACUGGCCGGUUGAGUUGACUGUGCGAGAAAAGGGGUUACCUAAUUGA